Messenger RNA from Cucurbita pepo subsp. pepo (vegetable marrow), 343 nucleotides. Its product is annotated as protein RALF-like 9. The record is from RefSeq and is a predicted model, not a curated record. NCBI's taxonomy places the organism in Eukaryota, Viridiplantae, Streptophyta, Magnoliopsida, Cucurbitales, Cucurbitaceae.
AUGGUUAUUUUUAUUGUGGUUCUCUUUGUUAGCAUUAACAUGAUUGAGAUAACAAAUGCAACACAUUACAUCAAUUACGAUCCUUUGAAAAAAAACCGUGAUCUUGUAUGCAGCCCAACUCAUCCUGACCUUUGUAAAAAGAUUCCUGCAAAUCCAUAUCAAAGAGGUUGUAAUCCGAUCGAUCGUUGCAGAGGAGCUGAAAGCGAUGAUAUCAUAGAUAAUGAUGAAGAAGAUGAUAUCACAAAUAAUGAUGAAGAAGAUGAUAUCAUAGAUAAUGAUGAAGGAUAUGAUGAUGCGAGUUGCCCAGCAAUAAGUCCUAAUGGAGAAUUUUAAAUUAAUUAUG